GUUGAAAACAGUCAGAAAACUAGUUUCAAUCAAUGAAAUUCACUCUGACUGGUUUGUGAUUUCUGCAGAAAUCCUUAGAGCAGGUAAAGGUAAAGAGGUGUAGGAGUAGUAACCUGGAUUUGGAAAGUGGAGCCAUUUUUUUCCAGGUGCAAACAGACCUUCUUUACAUAACCCAACUUUUAAAAAGUAAAGUUGUGAUGGUUCAGUUAAAAAUUAAAAUUUAAUAAAUAAAUGAGCAAUUAACACACAAAAUAAACGUUCCAGAUACAAAAUAAAUAACAAUGGCAAGUACAAAAUUUAGGACAGCAAUAACUACUUGUACAGUGGCAACUGCUGCAUUUUUUGGAGGCAAAUACUACGAGAGACACAACUUACCACAUAGAGUAAACUUAUCUUAUUAUCCAGCAUUGCCAGUAUUUGGAACCGUUGAAGCAGCUUCGUUAAUACCAUCAGAAACAACUGUAGCCAAACCUAAUUCAAGCCGAAUAUCUCAAAUAAUGAAAUAUGGUUUUCCUAGUUUGGACAGCGUAAUUUCCUACAACGAUUUCGUGAUAAGUUAUGACAAACGAAAUCGUGUAGCUCAUUGGGUUUUUGAACACUUAACCGAAGAAUCCGUGAGGAAAAAUGACGAAGUUGACCGUUCUAAAUGUAAUUUUGUAGAAGACAAAUCAAUACACCCAUAUUUUAGAUCUUACAAUUCUGAUUAUAAGCGUUCGGGGUAUGACAGAGGCCACUUGGCCGCAGCGGGUAAUCACAAAACUUGCCAGAAACAUGUAGAAGAAACUUUUUAUCUAUCGAACAUGGCCCCUCAAGUAGGCAAAGGAUUUAAUAGAGACUCUUGGAACAGAUUGGAAAAGUAUGUGAGAAAAUUGACGAGGACUUAUCCGAAUGUUUAUUGUUGCACUGGACCACUUUAUUUGCCACAAAGGGAGCACAAUGGGAAAAUGUAUGUGAGGUAUGAGGUGAUUGGAGCUAGUCAUGUGGCGGUACCAACGCAUUUUUACAAAAUCGUAGUGGGAGAAACUAAAGAUGGAAAUUUGGAAAUGGAAAGUUAUGUUAUGCCAAAUACGGCUAUUGAUGAUAAUGUACCACUUACAAGUUUUCAAGUGGCUCCAGAUGUUGUAGAAAGGGCAGCAGGUCUAUUGUUUUUCGAUAACGUUGCUAAAAACAGGAUCCAUAAAAUAAAUGGAAAGAAAACCUAAAUUUUAAUUUUAUGUAGGUAUGCAUGUGUGUGUGCGUUUGAUUUUAUUUGAAAAUUUUAACUUGUUAUAUACUAUGUAAAUGUUCCUAUAUACUAAAUAAAACCAAAGCAGCCUUUAGCAAAAUAUAUUAAAUAGUAUUUAUUUAUUCAUUUUUUUGAAGAUAAUAAUUUAUAAUUGCAAUACUACCUUUGAUAAAACAUCAAAUUUCAAUCGCUAAAAGUCGAACAAUACAAAGCUUCGAUAACCAGUGCUUUAACAUAAAUCAAUUGAAUUAUUAGAAAACAUAACUUUUGUACUCACCUAGAACUACUAACAGUAAAAGGAUGGUGUUCUAAAGAAUUAUUUAACAACUGAAAAUCCCUGAGAUAUAUACAUAUUUAACGCCAAAGCUGAAUGAUUUUCGUACAAAAUAAAUAACGCGAUUGUCAGUUGAAGCAAAGUUACAACCUAGAGUGUUACUAUUGGGCUGAUUAGUUACACAGGAAUCAUUUGGAUUAAGAAUCACAUAUACCACUGGACUUUUGUAUCUUAAGUUUAAGGCUCAAGCUACAGAACAGCUUUGAAAAAUAUUGAAUAUAAAAAAUCAAAUGAUAAUUGUGAAAGUAUAGUAUUAGUUUUAGUAUAGGAGAAUUUAUUAAUUAAGAAAAACCAGCAGAUUGAGCAUAAUAAUAUUAAACAAUCAUAACAGAAUAGAAAAACUGAGAAUGGGACAUCUUGAAGAAAAUAAUGAACGUGUAAAUCAUGGGAGAUAAUUGAAAAUGUAAAUAAAAUCUGUGUAACCAAAAAUCCAGUUAAAAGUCCUAAAAAGAUUUUACAUAUACACUCGAAAAAAACACCAAAGAGAAGGCAUUUCAUUGAUAUCGUUAAAGUAGUAUCCCUAAGAAUUAAUAAAUUACUUGCCUUAACAACAAGGCUUACAUUACAAUCUGAAAUAUUCCAACAACACUUAAAUAUUACCGGUAGCACCGUAAAACAAAAAGUUACUAUUGUAAGUUGAUGGCGUAUUAGGACUCUGACAGCUAUAAGUGAAAUCUUCUGAAAGCGUUGUCCGGUUCAUAUUGGGUUCCGAAGUGGACCUGCUAAUUUUUGGCUGAUUGCGUAGCAAGUUUUCCAAAGACGAACAUAUCUGACUGAAAAGAGGUCUUUGCGCACGUUCAUAAUUAAUACACUGCUCUAGCAAUCGUUUUAAAGUUUUAGGAGUGUCUUGACGUAUCAAAGCUAAAUCUGGUUUCAAAUACCCUCGGCCCACCAUAAAAAGAAUUUGAUCUUUAUUAUUAAUUUUGGAAUAAGGAAGUGAACUAGCGAGCAUUUCAAACAUUACAAUACCAAAAGCGUAAACAUCACUUUGAAAACUAUACGGGUUCUCUUCUUGCAUUCUAAUAACUUCAGGGGCCAUCCACAAAAUCGACCCUGUGGGUUGUUGCGAUUGCUGCGAACCUGACCAACGAGCUUUGGCCGUUGCUAGACCAAAAUCGCCAAUCUUAACAGUCAAAUCGUCAUGCAAAAAAAUAUUAUUCGAUUUCAAAUCUCGAUGAAUUAUAUUUUUUGCGUGCAAGUAUUCCAUGCCUUGUGCAAUUUGCCUCUGAAUCUCUAUGAGCGUAAACAGAUAAAACUUAGAUUCAGCCACAUGUAAGUGCUUAUACAAACUGCUUCCGUCACACCAUUGAGUUACUAUGGCCAGUUGGGGCUUGCUCACACAACCCAUAAACAGUAAAAUGUUGACGUGGCGGGUUUUUCGUAGUACUGCGACUUCGUUUUUGAACGCCUGCAAUUGAGCUACGGUCGGUAUUUUAACAUUUAGCGUUUUAACCGCCACAGGACCGUGCCAGUGAGCUUUGUAGACGGUACCAAAUGAGCCGGAUCCCACUCUGGCACCCACCAGGAUUUCAUCUGCAGGAAUUUCCCAGUCUUCUAUGCUUUCGCGUGGUGCUAACAGUGGCUUACUUUCAU
Messenger RNA from Ceutorhynchus assimilis (cabbage seed weevil), 3152 nucleotides. NCBI's taxonomy places the organism in Eukaryota, Metazoa, Arthropoda, Insecta, Coleoptera, Curculionidae. The record is from the annotation of a GenBank genome assembly.